AUGCGCGGGCCCAUGCGGCGCAUGCCACCGACGAGGAGGCGCCCCUCGCCGCCCGCCUCGGCCUACAAAAUCGCUCUCGUCGUACGGAUAGCCGUCGUCACCGUCGUCUUCCUCUUCAACGUCAUCUGGCUCGUGCGGGCCCGAGUCCAGAACGGGACGACCGGGGGAGUGGGGACCGCUCAUCGGGGCACGUGCGACGCCGUCGAGAAUCUCGGUACUAGGCUUCACGUUGUCAUCAACGUGCUUUUAGUCGUCGUGCUGGCGUCGACGACCACCUUCAUGGGCCUGGCCUGCGGCCCGACGAGGACGGAGAUUGACGCCGCUCACCGGAAGCGGCAGAGCUUAGGUAGCUUCCAUCUACGUGGCGUUACUGCUAUCGCUAAUGCCGAUACAUUUAUUUGCCAACUCGGCUGUCUUCACCACAAUAUCAGCCAAUGGGUACCGAUGGGGGUGGUAGAUGAGCAGUUCGUCCUCAACCAGCAGCGUGGCAGCCGUAUAGAGUGCAUCAAACAAUACUCCGACGUAUAUCAGGGCGAAUACCGAACAGUUCUUGCCGUCACCGAGGGUACUACUGCUUCCUCUUCCGACCGUGAUAGCGGCUACCUUUUCCACCACGGGGUGUCGCACGUCGGCGACGGCGCAGAUAGCUGGAUCUGCCUUGGAGGGCAGGCCCAGCAGUCAGCGGACGAAGGAUGCGGGCUGGGUGCUUCUAAUGCGCUUUCUGCGCUUGGCAUUGAUUCCUUUGACGGCUGGAAAAUCUCUGGAAAGACGGUCCUCUUUUGUCUAGCAGAACCACGAGAGGAGCCCUGCGCGUUGCGGUACUCUGGCGCUAUCGCCGGCCUUGUCACCGUCUUUGUCUUCGUGAUAUUGGCUAGCGCAGUUUGCAUGCUCGUGUUAUUCAAAAGUAAAGAACGCCCGCUCAUCUGCCCCGGUGAGGCGGUGGAAUCGUUCUUGCGUGCGGAAGACGAGACGACCAAGGGAAUGUCUUUGGCGAGCCGGCUGAAUGUGCGGGGCGUGUGGAAGAGUCCAUCGUCGGGCAAGAUGUUUAAAAAUCUCCAACAUCGCGCAUGGAGGAGCACGGGAAAUGCCUGUUGGAUCCUGCUCUCCUUUAGCGCGCUUCUGGUGCUGAGCCUCGGCCUCGCAUCCAUCGGAACCACAUUCUCCAGGAUCUCGGGCCAGCCCGGAAAAGAAGGCAAGUUCUUCGGCAACUUUGGCACCUUUACGAGCGACUUCCGGCUCCUCACGCGCGGGGAUUCCCACCUCGACAUCCUCGCCGUCGCGGCCAUCGCCAACAUACCUCACAUCGUACUUGCGGUGACGUGGCUGAGCGCGCAAAACCUAGCAACCUCUGCCUUUCACGCCCGGGACUGGGCCUCGUUCGCCGACAAGGCGCAGAACCUCAUGGUGUCCGAUCCCAAGGUGAACCAGAGGGGCCUGUGGAUACUGGGCAUGCCGUGGCCGUAUGGCGUCACCCUCUGCUUGCUCCAAGCGCUUCUGCACUUCCUUACUUCGCAGGCAAUUUUCGCCGUCAAAGUCGAAGCCUACGGGCCGGAUGGUGAAGUGGAUAGAGGCCACUCGGAGUCCAUCGUGGCAACCUCUCCGGUCGCCAUGAUGUGCGCGCUGAUAGCAUUGGUCGUUUUUCUGCUACUCCUCGCGUGGAUCGGUAGCCGCCCGGUCCCGCCUCCUGCGCCCCUUGUCGGCACGUGCAGCGGUGCGAUAAGCGCAUCUUGUCAUCCAACCCGCCGACCUUUUGAUAUGGAGUGCGAGGCUCUAAAAUGGGGGUCGAUAGGACGGGCCACUGUGCCUUGGCAUGCGAGGCGCGUGUUUACACGCUUCCAAUACCUGGGCACCUUUAUGCAUAGUUUCAUUUAG
Parascedosporium putredinis is the source of this 1872-nucleotide messenger RNA. NCBI's taxonomy places the organism in Eukaryota, Fungi, Ascomycota, Sordariomycetes, Microascales, Microascaceae. The record is from the annotation of a GenBank genome assembly.